Messenger RNA from Ichthyophthirius multifiliis, 1419 nucleotides. Its product is annotated as nin1 rpn12 binding protein, putative. The record is from RefSeq and is a predicted model, not a curated record. Gene Ontology annotation, biological process: maturation of SSU-rRNA; ribosomal small subunit biogenesis. Gene Ontology annotation, cellular component: preribosome, small subunit precursor. The transcript is spliced from 4 exons. Gene Ontology annotation, molecular function: RNA endonuclease activity. NCBI's taxonomy places the organism in Eukaryota, Ciliophora, Oligohymenophorea, Hymenostomatida.
AUGUGGGACUAAGAUUUAGCAUAAUUUUAAGACAAUUAAAACGAAGGGAAUCUAAAUGUAAGAAAAAAGCAUAAUUAAAUAAAAUUAAUAAAAAUAAAAUAAAAGGAAAUUAGGUUCUAAAAGAAAAAAAUAGUAAUUGAUACAAAUGCGUUUAUAAAAUGUUUAGAUUUAUAAAAAAUGAGUUUAACAUAUGAUUUAUAUACAACUUCUGAAGUAAUAUUUGAAAUAAAAGAUAAAAAAGCAAGAGAAAAAUAUUAAGCUUUAUGUUUAAAUAUAUAAAUAAAAGAACCUUCAAACACUGCAAAAGCUCAAAUAUAAAAGUUCUCCGUUUUGACAGGAGAUAAUGCUUCUUUAAGUAAUGCUGAUAUUGAUUUAUUAGCUUUAUGUUAUACUUUUUCAGAGGAAAAUAAUACUUCUAAUCUACUUAGAAAAUAACCUCUUGAAGCAUAAGAAGCUUACCCAAAAUAAAAAGAAGGAGAUGCAUAAAAGCCAGAAGAAGAAGAAGAAGAAGAAGAAGAAGAAAAAGAAGAAGAAGAAAAAGAAAAAGAAGAAAAAUAGAACUAAGAUGAAGAUGAUGAAUGGACAACAGUAAAAUAAAAAUAAGUAAAAGAUAAAAAAAUACAAAAUAAUAGAAGUGAAUUUGAAAAUGAUUAAAAUAAUUAAAACAAUAUAAAUAACAAUGAUAUUAAUUUAAAUAAUUAAAAUGAAAAAAACCAAAAUUAAAUGAAUUUAAAAGAAAACAUUUAAAAUUAAGAUGAAAUUGAAAGCGAUUCAUCUGAAGAUGAUUGUGAAGGUUGGAUUAAUAAUGAAAAUUUACAUUUAUAUAAAGAAUAAGGGCAUGAAAAAGCCAGUAGUGAAGAAAAUUAAUUUGGUUUUUCUUUAAUGACUGUUGAUUAUUCUAUGCAAAAUGUAGCAUUAUAAAUGGGUAUACCUUUAAUCUCUAUAGAUGGAAUGUUAAUUAGAAAAGCAAGAAAAUUUGUUCUUGAAUGUUUUGCUUGUUAUGAAAUUAUAAAAGACACAAAGAAAUAAUUCUGUCCAAAAUGUUAAAAUCAUACUCUUUUGAAAGUUUCUUGUAGUAUAAAUGCAGAUGGAACUAUAAAACUAUAUAGAAAAAAGAAUUUCUAAUUAUGCAAAAAAGGAUUUAUUUAUUCUAUACCUAACCCUAAAACUGGAAGAAAUGCUCAUAAUAUAGUUUUGAGAGAAGAUGAACUUUUAUAAGGAAGCAAACUUAUUAAAGUUAAAAUAGCAAAUAAAAUAUAAGAUAAAGAAUAUAAGAAAAAUAUGGCCGAUUUUGAGAAUGGAUUUGGAUUUGGAGAAAUCAGAAGUAAUAAAAUAAGCACUCGUGAUAUUUAAUUUGGUUAUGGUAAAAUAAAUGCUAAUAAUCCUAAUUAGUUUAGAAGAUAUAAAAAUAAAAAUUGA